AUGGAUAAGGAAAUUCUUCUUUCAUUGUCUCAGAUAAACAAAGAUGUAAGAAGGGAAAAUAAAUCAGUCAGAAAUAGACUUCAGAGUAUCCUCCUAGAUAAUAAAUUCUUACAGGAAAGAGUUGUCUCUAUAUUCCCUCAUUUUCCAAUAGUACCCAACGAAAGGUGCGGUCUGUGGUAUUGUGAGCCAUCUACUUUUAAACGAACAAGUUACUUCAAAAGCACAGAUGGUCAUGUUAAUCAGUGGGAUUUCAGCACUCGAAGGUUGAACUUCCAUUUAUUAGAGACGAUUCGAGACAAAAAAGGCAUUAUAAUCAUCGAUAGUACAAGAAGAGGUAAGAAGAUUCCGGAUUCUUUGAGUAAAACUGUACCCAUAUGGUGCGCGGUAUUAAAUACAAUAAUGCUUCAGAAGGAGAAAGAAGACGUCGAUAUUGAUAAAGUACUAUAUGUUCCACCUGAGACAGUUCCUAAAUCGGAGUACGACAUGAUCAAAAGAAAAAUACCUGAAUUAGUCGCCAAACUAAAGAAAUUAAACGUUGUAGAUUCCGAAAAAUUAAACGAUUUAUUUAUGGGUAAGAUAUUGCGGCCUAUAUGGGUCCAUCCUGGCUCUUCACUACUAAAUCAUUCUGUUGAUUAUUUCACGGGUGAACUAAAGGAGCAAGAAACUUGGGAGGCUCCCAAGGAUCAAAACAUCAUACCUAUUAUUCUGUGCACAGUGAGUUACCAGGCCCAAGAUGGUAUGGAUAAAAGAUACGGAUUUACCUACGUCCAGGGUGCAGCCGACGACCAUGAACUCUGGUCCUUUGGUUUAGAUUCGGAGAUGUUUUGGUCCCACGUAGACUACCUGGGCGACACCGAUAAAUCAGACGAUCAAUUGCAUGAUUACAUCACGGACCUGGUUGCUAAAAAGCUGGAAAAUCAAUUGUCGAUAAAAGACAAAGGCAGUCUGGAUGAGAUUUUUGGGAACAUUGAUAUAAUCACGAAUGAAAUAUCUUUAGGGAAGGUCAUUCAAGGCCUAACCAUCAGCGUGAAAUUAAAACAAGAACUGAAGUUAAGGUAUGAUAAGGUGAUUGUUUUUAGCGAUUCGGUGGCAAUUACUGAAGAUACGGACCAUGAAGAAGAAAGUAGCCCAAAUUCAUUUAUAUCAGUAUUUAAAUUGCAAAGUGGGGACAAGAAAAGUUCAAAGACUCUACGGACCAUUUUCCCGAGGAUUCAUGAAGAAUUGCAAUCAGCAUUCGCAAACCGAGAUGGAGGGACGAAGCCAAUACUUAUAUGUUGCAACACAGGUACAGAUAUGUCAAUUGGUGUGAUUCUAAGUAUUCUUUGUACCAAAUAUACUGAAGAUUGGAAGCUCACGCCGGAAUUACCGGAAGUUAACAAGAUCAUAAUAAGAAGGCACUUGACAAAAUUGAUUUCGCACCUGCGCGGUCGUAACGUUAACCCAUCAAGAGCAACACUGAACAGUGUCAAUAGCUUUCUAAUGUAG
Molecule: messenger RNA, 1485 nt
Organism: Saccharomyces kudriavzevii IFO 1802
Lineage: Eukaryota; Fungi; Ascomycota; Saccharomycetes; Saccharomycetales; Saccharomycetaceae
Gene: RIT1
Product: tRNA A64-2'-O-ribosylphosphate transferase
Exons: 1
Coding region: 1-1485 (494 amino acids)
Biological process (GO): charged-tRNA amino acid modification
Cellular component (GO): cytoplasm
Molecular function (GO): tRNA adenosine(64)-2'-O-ribosylphosphate transferase activity
Source: RefSeq, a predicted model, not a curated record